Yamadazyma tenuis ATCC 10573 is the source of this 640-nucleotide messenger RNA. NCBI's taxonomy places the organism in Eukaryota, Fungi, Ascomycota, Pichiomycetes, Serinales, Debaryomycetaceae. The record is from RefSeq and is a predicted model, not a curated record.
UUAACCUUAGCACAAAUGGGUACCAAGAGGACACGCACAGCGUUACGGGCCAAGUCGACCAGAGCCGCCACCAAGAGCGUCAACCCCAAAAUCAUCGAAUCCAUCGAGUCUAAUCCGUACGAUGAGAACCCGUUUUUAAAGCUACUGUCGAUUACCAAAAAGGAAAAACAGCACCAGAAGACCAAGUCAUUCACACAGCGGCUCGCAACCACCAGCCUGAGCGUGUCGAAGUCUGCGCUCCGAAGAAGAAAGAGAAAGGUCAAAGAGGCCUUGAAGCCUAAAAUGGAAGAGCUCUUCGAGACUUUGCCAGAGGUGACGCGAGACCAGCAAACCGGCUUUGUCCCCAGCGACACCCCCCAUGCCAACGAGCCCAACGCCCGGAAAAAAACAGGGCACCAGGUGAUAUUUAAGCGAGAACACGAGAACUUCAACCAUAUUCUCCAGAACAAGCAGUUUCGCACCUCGCCGUUUGCGACGCUUAAGCAGUCGAUUCAAGAAAACUCCGGCAAUUAGAGCCUGAAGAGAGUCGAUACAUGUCGCCAGCCGUUAUAUAUACCUGGUAUUGAUACAUUAUGAGUUUAGGGUCCUAAAACGUAUGCAGUUUAAUAGUCCAUCCAAAUACACAACAACACGCUCUGGG